AUGGCGGAGGACGACUGGAGCUUCCUCGACGAGGAGGUCGAGCGCUUGGAGAAGAAGUCCAAGGGCGGCGGCGGCGGGAGAAGAGCGAGCGGCGGAGGAGGAGGAGGACGCCGAGGAGGAGGAGGAGGCCGCGCGGAGACGAAUGCCGCGGACUCGUCCGCGCCCGCGACGACGACGACGAGCGACCCGCUGGACGAGUGGAGCGCCCUCGACGAGGAGCUCGAGAAGCUGACGAAGAAGGGAGGACGCGAGCGCGGCGGCGGCGGCGGCGGCGCGCGCGACGCGCCCCCGCCGCCGCCGCAGCGACCGGCGCCGUCGAUGCCGCCACCGCCACCGCAGAUCGCGACGACGACGACGACGACGACGACGACGACGCGCCCGCCGCCCUCGACGCCCCACCGCGCGCCGCCGCCCGCGCGCGACGCGAUCGUCGCGGACGCGCUCGCGCUCGACACCCCGUGCUCGCGCCGGGAGAAGCUCGCGUCGAGAGCCGCGCGGUUCGCGGACGACGCUCCGCCGGCGCCGGCGCCGAGACCGCGUCGUCGCGACCUGGACGACGACGACGACGACGACCGCGGCGGCGGCGCCCCGCGCCAUAUCGUGGGCGCGUGCGAGGACAUGUGCCCGGUCGCGGAGCGCGAGCGCCGCGCGAACGCCGCGGAGCUCGACGUCCUCGAACGCGUCUGGGACGCGACGCAGUCGCGCGGCGACCGCAAAAAGACGAGCGCGCAGCUGGCGGUGAAGAAAUACACGCGCAUCGUGGACGACCCGUCGCCCGCGGACGUCCGCACGAGAGCCGCGCUGACGCGGACGUGCGAGCAUCUGUACUCGCUGCUGGGUGGCAGGGCGAGGUAUGGCGACGAAUGUAUUCCGAAGAGCCGAUGGGCGUCGACGCGCCCGGAAGAUUUGCCGCUGCUGGCGCGAAGCGAUUUUCUGUGGGACAGACUCCGCGGGGUGAGACAGGACAUGUCGCUGCAGGGGUUCAACAGGGACGCGUGGGCCGCGACGCGUCUGGAGGAGAUGGCGCGGUGCGCGAUCGCGCUGGAGUAUCUGCUGUGCGAACACCGCGCGACGCUCGCGGCGCCGGACGGGCACGACUCGCACCUUCACGUGGAACAGCUGGGUAAGACGCUCGGGACGCUGCGCGGCGUCUACGCGGAGAUCCGAUCCGCGUCCGACGCCGACGCCGACGCUGAGGUGGCGUCUUCUGAUUCGUCGUCAGAUCUGCUGACGGAUCGCGAGGCGGAGCACGCGGCGUAUCAGAUCCUCCUCAAGCUCGACGACCACGGGCCGUUCAAGAGGGCGAGCGGCGUGGCGUUUCUGCGCGACGCGCGCGCGACGCCGCCGGAGGUGUUGACGCAUCCGAAGGUGCAGUUCGCGUUGAGGAUAAAGAUCGCGUACGAAGCGGGCAACGUCGUCGAAUUUUUCCGCCUGACGCGUUCGAAGCGGUGCACGUACUUGCAGGCGUGCUGCACGUUCAAAUACUUCGAGAAGAUCCGCGUCCGCGCGCUGGAGGCGCUCGUGAGCUCGAGCGCGAAGGGCGCGACGAUGAAGGCGGCGACGCUCGCGAGGGACGUGUUGCGAUUCACCGCGAACGGCGACGGCGGCGGCGGCGGCGGCGGCGGCGACGACGACGACGACGACGCGUCCGCGUCCGCGGCGGCGAUAGACCUCGCGCGGCGGUGCGGUCUCGAGGUCUCGGAGGACGGCGUCGUGCGCCUGAAGCCGGACGCGAGCGGCGGCGCGCUCGCCGCCGGAGAGGAGAAGCGCGCGUUCGCGUUCCGCGCGCCGACGACGACGGACGACGGCGGCCGAGUCAGACAAAAAAUCGUGGACGCGAAGGCUCCCGAGACUAAGAGCGGGAUGUUCCGAUGGCGCGGGCUCAUCACCGGCGCGGUGGGGUGCUGAUCCGACGCACCAGAGAGCGAGCGCGCGACGCGUAGAUAGCGUGAUGUAGGUAUCUUCAUCGUCUUCAGACCGCGCGUGAUGAGACUU
Messenger RNA from Micromonas pusilla CCMP1545, 1995 nucleotides. RefSeq lists its product as uncharacterized. Gene Ontology annotation, biological process: mRNA export from nucleus. The record is from RefSeq and is a predicted model, not a curated record. Gene Ontology annotation, cellular component: transcription export complex 2; cytoplasm; nucleus. The transcript is spliced from 4 exons. NCBI's taxonomy places the organism in Eukaryota, Viridiplantae, Chlorophyta, Mamiellophyceae, Mamiellales, Mamiellaceae. Bases 1 to 1908 code for a protein of 635 amino acids.